UGGAGAAAAGAGCUUGCACGACAUCUCGAUUCCGCUAGUUUUGCUUCACUCGCCAGCUUCGUUGCCAAGGAACGUUUGGUAAACACAGUCUACCCUCCAGUAGCCGACACGUGGUCGGCACUGAAUUUGACUCCAUUAGAUCAAGUCCGGGUUGUCAUCAUUGGACAAGAUCCCUACCACGGUCCCGGGCAAGCCCAUGGCCUGUGUUUUUCGGUUCUUCCGGGACAAGCGAUCCCGCCAUCCCUAAAAAAUGUUUACAGGGAAUUGAAUGAAGAUUCGCAGAUCAAGUUUUUGAUGCCACGACACGGACAUCUGAUCAGAUGGGCCAAACAAGGAGUACUCAUGCUGAAUGCUUGUAUGUCUGUUCGUCGUGGCGAGGCAAACUCGCACCAAAAGAAAGGGUGGGAAAACUUGACGGACGAAAUAGUCCGGGCAGUGGACCGUCAGAGCAAGAAAAGCGGUCAAAGGGUGGUAUUUCUACUCUGGGGAAAGCCCGCCACAGCCAAGGCACAAGCUUUGAUCGGCUCCAACUCAUCCGUGAAUCGGCACGUUGUUAUUUGCACGAGCCAUCCCAGUCCUCUAGGCGCACGGAAAACGAAUCAACCUUUUCUAGGAAGCAAGUGCUUCAGUCGAUGCAACCAGGCUUUGACAGAGAUGGGCUGUGGCGCAAUUGACUGGAACGUCGACGACUAA
Messenger RNA from Phaeodactylum tricornutum CCAP 1055/1, 693 nucleotides. RefSeq lists its product with no specific name. NCBI's taxonomy places the organism in Eukaryota, Bacillariophyta, Bacillariophyceae, Surirellales, Neidiaceae. The transcript is spliced from 3 exons. Gene Ontology annotation, biological process: base-excision repair; base-excision repair, AP site formation via deaminated base removal. The record is from RefSeq and is a predicted model, not a curated record. Gene Ontology annotation, cellular component: nucleus; mitochondrion. Gene Ontology annotation, molecular function: uracil DNA N-glycosylase activity. The annotation marks the transcript as partial.